Molecule: messenger RNA, 1774 nt
Organism: Phlebotomus argentipes
Lineage: Eukaryota; Metazoa; Arthropoda; Insecta; Diptera; Psychodidae
Product: myosin heavy chain, embryonic smooth muscle isoform
Exons: 2
Coding region: 389-1708 (439 amino acids)
Biological process (GO): intraciliary transport
Cellular component (GO): axoneme
Source: RefSeq, a predicted model, not a curated record
ACGGAGGGGAGUCGUUGCAGAGUGCAUUCAGGAAGUAGAGUUGAGGUGGAAUUGAAUUGCAGAUCUAUACGUUCUACACCUGCCUUGUGCUUCAACUCUGUGGCAGGACGUCGCGUUGCCGCGAGACGGUUGAGUAUCAACAACAUGCUCCAAGGGAAAAAGUGUUGGAGCAGCUGUUGUGGAAAAUCCCGAGAGAAUCCAGGCCUGAGUGGCCACGUGAGUGUGUUUGUGAGGCGAAUCCUGCCCCACACGCGUCCCCAAUGAGAUUGGCGAAAGGGUAGCACCGAGUAGAAUCUUCCUACCUCAAUUCACCCCCGCGUACCGCGCGCAGAAACUGUGUCAAACUUGUGAUAAUAAAUCGAUAUCGCGGGAGGAUUGAUUGCCCACCAUGGAGAGUGUCUACUCCUCCAGCAGUUCCAAAUUCUCCACGUCGGCAGUGCACGGACGAAAGCUGGGCGGCAGGCAGGCCACCAUGGUGUCUUCGGGAGCGAGUGAGGUGCGCCAGAGAAUCCUCUCGGCUCGCAUGUUGCGCCUGAAGCACCUCCAGAAUCAGUUGACAGUGGCUCAGCAGCAAGUCUUUGAACUCAGCCAGGAGAAUCGUAGUCUCAAGACCAUGAUCAGGCGUCAGGAGAGCGCUCUCCUGAAGUACGACGGAGCCAAUGCGGAGCUGCCACAGCUUCUCAACUCGCAUGCUGAGGAGAUUCGCACGUGGCACGCGAAAUAUCGCGAACUGCAGAAGCAGAACAAGGACCUGCACAGCAAACUGAAGCAGAAAGAGCAGGUCAUUCUCAGCAUCUCGGAUGAGAACAAGCACUUCCAGCAGCUGAACCGAGACAGGCAUUUGGAUGAGCGCGAGAAGCUGGCGAAUCGCGUGCGAGAGUUGGAGGCGCGCCUCGUGGAGAAGGAUAACGACACGAAGUUGCUGGCGCGGAAGUUGCAGCUGGAGGCGAAGAGCUUCCGCAACCAGAUGCACCAAGAGAGUGUCAAAUAUCGCGAGGUGUGCCAGAAGUUGGACAAGGCCACCAGCGAAGUCACGCGCCUCAGCACGAGGCUGGACGUGGGCGAGAGGCGGAUGAAUGGAGGCGCUUUCCUCGUGCGUGGUUUUCACCAGAAGAACUUCCUCCUCAGAGAGUCACACUCGGCGCACUUUAGCUCCUCCCUGGCGCCCAUCAAUCACUUCCGAGCGAGUGGAUCCUCAUCGGCAUGUUCAAAAUCGCCUGAAGAAACCACGCCUCAUCGACUGGAAAAACUCCCCGCGACAGAACCAGAGGAUGAAACUCAGAAAAGGAAGGAAGCCACCAAGAGAGACAUCAAGAAAGUUCGGGAGAUCAUGAAAAACGCAGAAAGCAGUGAAAGGAGCACCACAAAGAGCAUUUCCAGCGAAGAGUGCGCUGGUAAUCUCAACGGCGAGGAACUCGAGGAUGAAAGUGAACAGGCUCAGCAAACUCACAGAGAAGUCGAUGCAGAUUUGUCGAGGAAGUUUGAGAGAUUAUCUUCCAAAGAGGAUAUCAAGAUUAACGAGGCGAUUCUCGAUGAGAUUUGCGAGAAUGUUAUCAAGAAUGGAUUCCCAGAAGCACCGCCACAAGCGGUUACUUUUCAAAAACCCAAGAUUCAACCGACGAAGCGGCAGCCAAUUGAUCAGAAGAAGAAAACCAAGCUUUUGGCCGCUCUCAAGGCAAUCGACUCAAACGAGAGCUUCGAGAGCUAGGUGAUGAUUUGCCAGAGUGUAAUAUUCCUAUAUUUUUGCGUGUUAAAUUGUGCAUUGAAUAAAAUU